Condylostylus longicornis is the source of this 1895-nucleotide messenger RNA. RefSeq lists its product as uncharacterized. Bases 47 to 328 code for a protein of 93 amino acids. The record is from RefSeq and is a predicted model, not a curated record. NCBI's taxonomy places the organism in Eukaryota, Metazoa, Arthropoda, Insecta, Diptera, Dolichopodidae. The transcript is spliced from 2 exons.
CAAUGUGAUAACACUCGGAUUGUUCAAGAAUAAAGUUCAAAACUUGAUGGAUUUAGAUUCUGAAUGUGAUGAACCAAAAACAAUGUACAUGAAAGACGGUACACUUAGAUAUAUAUGCCCAAGAUGCGGUGUUAAGUAUAAAAAAAUCACAGCAGUUCGGGGUCAUAUGCGAGAAUGUGGUUUGGGAGCUCAAUGUCCUUUUUGCCCGAAAAUUGUAACACAGAGAAGAAAUUUGCCCAAACAUAUUGAAAGGCACCAAAAAAAUGUAUCAAACUUUCCAUCAUUGAAAAUAUUAAGUGUAGAAACAUUAAGUAAUGAAAUGAAAUAAACAUCUUUGUUUCUGUUUAAUUACUUCUUACAAUUUUUGUGAUUUAUUCAAUACAAAAAAAUUUGAUUUAUAAGUUACAAAAUGAAAAAAAAAAACAGUUGUAAAAUGGCAAGUCUGUUUCUGUUGUGAUAGUUCCUUAUGUUUAAUAUAUAUUUUUUCUUUAUGUUUAAGUUGCGUAUUUUUUUUACUUGUUUUUUAUAAAAGAAUAUAAACACGAAAUUAGUAUAUUUGAGGAUGUAUUGAUAUUAUUCAAUUUAUUACGAUAUUUUUUUGAUAAGGAUUGCAAGAUAUGUGUCUAAAAAAACAGUUAUUUAUGUGUAAAACUUAUUUAUUUUGUGAACUUAAUUUUUUUUUAAUUUAAUUAAAAGUGAAAAUUUUUUUUCUUUAAAAUAAACACCCAUAUUCUGCCAAUCGCGCCAAUUUUUGAUAAGUGUCAACACUGUUCCUGAAAAAUCAGAAACAGUUCAAAUACCUUUAAAUUUCCUACAGAAUUGCAAAAAAAAUUAAGUGUAUUUAAUAUAAUUAUAAAACAUAAAUUUUGUACAUAUUUAAAAUUUCAGAAUUUCGAAAAGGUUUACUGAGUAAUUUGAAUUGCAGUACCCGUUUAAAUAUUUGACAAUCAGAAAAACCUUUGGCAAUCUCUGGAUUAUCCUGCAAUAAUUCAAUUAAACGCUCAAAUUGUUUUGUAUUUGUUACUGUUUUUGUUCUGUAAAGUAGAAAAACCUCAAUCAGCAAUAUAAAAAAUAAUGAAAAAUUUUUACCAUAAAAUUAAUUUAAUAAUUUUUAUAACUACUAAAUUUGGUAAUUUUUAAAAUUAAUUUAUAUAAUUAAACUAUAAGUUAAAUUUAUGUAUUUACACUACUGGUGAAAAUUUAACUAAUCUAAACCUUGACAGUCUAUCGAAUGUAAAUAAUGAAGCAAUAAAAAAUGACACCCAAUGAUUUUGACAAUUGCCAUCAAUCGAAAUUUCGUUAUUACGUCUAAGUGCUAUUCUAGUAUCACUUCAUGCGAUGUUUGCUUGGCAGCAGAAUAUGGGUGAAUGAUUGAAGUUAAAAUUUUUUGAUAUAAAAACGGUUUUUUUUAUUACCCUUAAAAUAUUAACUUGAAUAACUUUUAAAAAAAAUUAAUGUAAAAAUGUUUGUUAUAUUUAACAUAAUCAACAUUUCUCUUUUGUAUUAUAAAUAGAUAGUUAUAAUAUUUUAAUUCAGUUGAUAUCAAAAAUAAAUUGUUGUGCAUAAAAGGAAUAAGGUUAUGGUUAAUAUUAUAUUAUCAUUAUAAAUUCACUGAAUUUAACACGUUAUAACAGCUUUCAUACAAUAAUACAAAUUAAACUUUUAAGACAGCUGUCGAUUAUACAUACAUAUACUUUUAUUAAUACUUGUACAGUAAGAAGCAAUGGUUAGUUUUGGGCGGAUAUCAUGUUGUCCUCUAAUUUAUUUUUAUUUUAUAUUUUUAUAGAAAAUGGGAGAAAUGUUUUUCAUACUUUUUAAGAAAUAUUUUACAAUUUUUUUGUGAAAAAAUUUAAUUUUUUUUUGUUUCUUCUUUUUUCUUUUUUUUAUUUAAUUUU